UUUUAGUGUGUGUGUGUGAGAGUGUGUGUAAAUUGCACUGAAGAUUUCUCGAACCCCAGAAAAUAAACAUUGACCAAACAUCAGACCUAUAACCAACCAUAAAUAACAUCAACAAUUGAAACAUUAAAGGAUGGCUAGAAUCACUGUCAUUGGGUCAUUGAAUUACGAUUUGGUGACAUUCACCGAUAAAGUCCCUGCUGGUGGAGAAACGUACCAAGCCCUUUCAUUUGAGACUCAUCUUGGUGGGAAGGGACUUAAUGAAUCCUUAGCGAUUGCUAAAUUAUCCCCACCACGGUCUAAAGCAUCUUCACCUACUAAGAAGGAGAAAGCGAAUAAGACCGAGAUCACAAAUGCGGAUGAGAAUGAUUUUCCUGUUCGGAUGAUUGGGAAUGUGGGUGAUGAUGAUUUUGGAGCUCAAUUGAAACAAAUCUUGAUUGAUAAUAAUGUCGAUACGAAAUAUGUAAAGACUUUAAAGGGAGUACCAAGUGGUACGGCUACGAUUUUAGUAGAGAAGACUAAUGGUGAGAAUCGAAUUUUGAUAGUUCCUGGUGCUAAUGGAGAAUUAAAACCUACUAAUAAAGAUUAUGAAGAAUAUUUCCCCCAAAGUCAUGAAGAUGAUGAUAUAUCAGAGUUUGUUAUCUUACAAAAUGAAUUCCCUGAUACAGUCAAGACGAUAAAUUGGAUCCAUUCUAAUCGAUCCACCAUUAAUAUCUGUUAUAACCCUUCCCCUUUCCAAGCUAAUAUCAUGAAUCAAGAAUUAUUACAAAAGAUUGAUAUUUUAAUUGUGAAUGAAGGAGAAGCAACUGAUAUUGCCAAGAUCCUCUAUACCAAGAAAGAAUUCCAUGAAUUUGUGACUGCAGGCCGAGAAGGGUUAGAUCAAUUAGUGAUUGAUUUGUUUAAUAGUAUCAAUUAUCAAAAUAAUCAAACGGUGAUCAUCACAUUAGGUUCUACUGGAUGUAUUUUCAUGGACAGAUCUGCUGAUGAUGUUCAAUUCUUACCAGCGGAAAAGAUUUCAAAGAGAGCUAUCGUUGAUACUACUGGUGCUGGUGAUACCUUUUUCGGUGGGGUGGUUAGUAGUUUAGCUAAUGGGUUAGGACUUAUUGAUGCGAUUAAAUUUGCAACUAUUGCCAGUAGUAUUGCAAUUCAAACUAAAGGUGCGGCUGAGAGUAUUCCAAGUUAUAAGAUUGUAAAGAAGUUAGCAUAAAAGGGAUUUAUUAAAUGUUUAUAUUAAUUAGAAGUUGUUGUUGUUGAUAUAAAAAGAAAAAGUUUAAUAAUAAAGGGAGAAGAUAUCAUAAAUUAGAGAGACAA
This is a messenger RNA of Scheffersomyces coipomensis, 1308 nucleotides long. RefSeq names its product putative ribokinase (gene RBK1). NCBI's taxonomy places the organism in Eukaryota, Fungi, Ascomycota, Pichiomycetes, Serinales, Debaryomycetaceae. The transcript has a single exon. The coding region runs from base 131 to 1204 and encodes 357 amino acids. The record is from RefSeq and is a predicted model, not a curated record. Gene Ontology annotation, biological process: D-ribose metabolic process. Gene Ontology annotation, molecular function: ribokinase activity.